CAUGGCUCCCCGCUGCAGCCACUGCUGCCCCCGAAAGCGGCUCGAGCGGAGGGCACUAGGACCGCGCACAGGGCGGGGGGCGUGGCCGGGCAGGAGGCGGUGGCCGGUGCGGCGCAGGCGCAAUGCGGGUGGGGGGGGGAUGUCAUGUCGUGGUUCGGUGCUGGAGCCGGGGGCCUGGAGGCCGCGGAGGCGCGGGCACGGUCCCGGCAGCAGGAGCGGCACUACCGGCUGCUGUCCGAGCUGCAGGCCCUCGUGAAGGACCUGCCCAGCCCCUGCCAGCAGCGCCUCUCCUACACGACGCUGAGUGACCUGGCGCUGGCGCUGCUGGACGGGACCGUGUUCGAGAUCGUGCAGGGGCUGCUGGAGAUCCAGCACCUCACCGAGAAGAACCUGUACAGCCAGCGGCUGCAGCUGCACAGCGAGCACCGCGGGAUGAAGCAGGAGCUCUUCCACCGGCACAAGGAGGCGCAGCAGUGCUGCAGGCCCCACAACCUGCCUCUGCUCCGUGCUGCCCAGCAGCGGGAGAUGGAGGCUGUAGAGCAACGGAUUCGAGAGGAACAACGGAUGAUGGAUGAGAAGAUAGUCCUGGAACUGGACCAAAAAGUGAUAGACCAACAGAGCACUCUGGAGAAGGCUGGUGUGUCUGGCUUCUACAUCACCACUAACCCACAGGAGCUGACUUUACAGAUGAAUUUACUGGAGCUGAUUCGGAAGCUACAGCAGAAGGAAUCCGAGUCCGAGAAGGCUUUUCCCUGAAUGAGCAAAUCUGCUGGUUUCUUCCUGGAGUUUUCUUCUCAUUUCCCUCUAAUGAAUAGACUGUUCAUGCAUUUGCUUUUUACUGUGUCAGGAAAUCCUCUGGAUUUGAGGAGACAUUUUGAUGUCUCUGGUAAGGAAUGGGAGAGAUGAGGAGAUGGAGGCGGACUCACCAUCCACGCAUGGUUGCCAGCUGGGAAAAAUGUCCAGGUUUCUCUACAAGGUGGUUCUGAGUGUGCUGAGGCACAAACAGCCCCUUGAACAGGUUCUUCCAGAGACACUGAGCAGGUACCAGCAUUGGGAGACUUUGGGAUUCUGCCCAGCAUUACUGGGCUGUGUUUGCAGUGUCUCACUCAACUCAGGCAGCAGAGACAUCCUGAGGGCUUCUUCUCCUUAAACCAGUUUCCAAAUGCAGAGAAAUAAAAUCAUUCUGUUCUGUC
This is a messenger RNA of Neopsephotus bourkii (Bourke's parrot), 1193 nucleotides long. RefSeq names its product DiGeorge syndrome critical region gene 6 (gene DGCR6). The record is from RefSeq and is a predicted model, not a curated record. NCBI's taxonomy places the organism in Eukaryota, Metazoa, Chordata, Aves, Psittaciformes, Psittacidae.